Messenger RNA from Drosophila ananassae, 2320 nucleotides. RefSeq lists its product as uncharacterized. Gene Ontology annotation, molecular function: nucleic acid binding; zinc ion binding. The record is from RefSeq and is a predicted model, not a curated record. Bases 172 to 1368 code for a protein of 398 amino acids. Lineage: Eukaryota; Metazoa; Arthropoda; Insecta; Diptera; Drosophilidae. The transcript is spliced from 2 exons.
UGAUCAAGAAUAUAUAUAUGUCGUAGAAUGGUUAGUUUGUCCAUAGUACAUGUGCGUACAGCUUUGGUGUGGCGACACAUUGUCUAGUAGUUGUAGAAUGCACAGCAGCUGAAAGGGAAAAAGGGACACACUCUGCUGCUGAGCAUGGUCUGAUCGGAGAGCGCGGACUGAAUGCAAGAAACAGAGAUGGCAAUAGACUUUGGAGAAAUGAUGAAAUUAGAAACAACUCUGUGUUACGCAGGUCAGUUUGGAUGCGUCUCUUGCAACGAGCAGAACUUGCUGUGCAAACUUACUGAAAAUAUGGAAUCGUUGGAGGGAUCUCUGUCAUCAGAAGUGGGAUCUGCUUUGCCUACUGAUCGUGCCACCGAUCCGUAUUUGUUGGCGUUGGAGCUGCAAAACCGCAACCUACUGGAAAUCAUCAAAAACAUGCAGACACCAAGGGCACCGCCAACCGAUGGAAAAGCGUCAUAUGUAGCUCUUCCAAAAUUCAAUCCUGACAGUGCUGGAGCAGAUGCUUCCUCUUGGUGUUCAACAGUGGACCUAAUUUUUGCGGAUAACGUGCUCGAGGGUAGCAAUCUGGUGAUCGCCCUAAGCAAGGCACUAGAAGGCGGCGCAUCACAGUGGCUUUCCCAAAUUUGCUUUGCCGGCAUCACUUGGGCGCAGUUCAAGGAGCUGUUUAUACAACGCUUUGUUGGAAUUGAGACUUCUGCCGCCAUGCUGUUAAAUGUUCUGAAUGGUCGACCAAAGCCGGAGGAGGGCUUCGCUGAAUACGGUAGCCGUAUUGUUACGCUACUUAUGUCAAAAUGGAAAGCCAAGGAUUUGGAAGAAAUAGCGGUAUCUGUGACUCUGGCUCACAUGGCGCAAAUAGAUAACAAGUUGACGCACUUGGUUUUUACAAACAACGUAAAAACUCGCAAUGAGCUACAACAACAGUUACACGCACACUCUUUCAAAAAGCGCAGUAUAGAUGACGAUUCAACAGGCUCGGAGCGCAAGAAGUUCAAGUCUCCGACACCGACGGAAUGCAAUUACUGUGGAAAGGGUGGUCAUAAAUACGCCGAAUGCCGUGCUCGCUUGGAAAAGGGUCAGAGCAAAGGCAAAAUCAACAGCGGCAGCAACAUGACUGGACCGAAGGAUUGGUCAAGUGUCAAAUGCUUUAAAUGUGACGAAAUAGGACAUUUUGCAUCCGCUUGUCCAAAAGGCCGUACGUAUGAGAAGCGGGUAGAUAUCUGCACAGUAGCUCCACCGACUGGAAUAAUGAGGGCAUCCGGUGAGUCUAUUCCAUUUUGUUUUGAUUCAGGUGCUGAAUGCUCCUUAGUGGAGGAAAGCGUCAUGGAUAAAUUUAAGGGGAAACAAAAGAAUAAAUAACAUUGUAAAACUUAACGCCGAGGGUACAUACAUAGGUGGUAGGCAUUUUUGCAAAUCGUUUGAGAUUGUCAAAAUAUUGAAUGGAGAUAGAUGUCUGUCCUUAGCAAGUAAGCGAAUUUACAAAUAUUCUCAUGAAUUCUUAAGAGCUUUGCCGAACAAUCAGCUAAUACGCAAAGAUAGAGACGGCAUGAUGGAAAAAGCGUCUGACAAUAAAGAAAGAGAUUCAAAAAGAAAAAAAAAAAAGGGGUGGCAUAAAUUAAUGUAUAGAGAUAUACCGAACAGAAUUUAAUGUUAAAAAGUGUUAAAGGAACUACACUAAAGUUAUUUCAUUGUGUUAAAGGAAUUACACAAAUGUUUAAAAGUGUUAAAGGAACUACACUAAAGUUAUUUCAAUGUGUUAAAGGAAUUACACAAAUGUUUAAAAGUGUUAAAGGAACUACACUAAAGUUAUUUCAAAGUGUUAAAGGAACUACACUAAUGUUAUAUCGUAAGACGUGUAAAAGGAAUUACAAAAUUGUUAAAAUGUGCCAAAGGAAAUGCACAAAGGUUUUAUUUUACAAAAGAGAAUAAUGUUAUUAAAGAAUAACAAAAUGAAUUAAUAAGAUUAUGUUUAAUGGAAGAAAUGUAAUGAAUAUAGAAGAUUUGAUAUUUAUGUAAGUGAUUUUUAUUUUUGAAAGCUUUUGUCCAAUACAUGAAGUAAAAAGAAAGAAAAAAAUAUCUGUUUAAGAAUAAAGAAAAGUUUAAAGAGAAAUUGAGUCUCGUGGUAUUGAAAACAAAACACACGAGGACGUGUGAGUUGUCAGGAAGGCCGUGUCGUAGAAUGGUUAGUUUGUCCAUAGUACAUGUGCGUACAGCUUUGGUGUGGCGACACAUUGUCUAGUAGUUGUGCGUCAUGUGCGUACAGCUUUGGUGUGGCGACACAUUGUCUAGUAGUUGUAGAAUGCACAGCAGC